Messenger RNA from Melitaea cinxia (Glanville fritillary), 555 nucleotides. RefSeq names its product putative nuclease HARBI1. The record is from RefSeq and is a predicted model, not a curated record. Lineage: Eukaryota; Metazoa; Arthropoda; Insecta; Lepidoptera; Nymphalidae. The transcript has 2 exons.
AUGAAUCCUUGUGUAAAUCCUAUAUUGCCAUUACAGGUCCAAGAAGAUGCUGGAGACCACCAUGGAUUGUCGCAAGCAACCACCAGUCGGAUUUGUACCCGAGUUGCACGUGCACUUGCACGACACUCAGCUUCUUUUAUUAAAAUGCCCAGUACUUUUGCUGAAGAAGAGCGUAUGAUGGGAGAAUUAUAUAGAAUUCGAAGCUUCCCAACUGUAAUUGGUUGUAUUGACUGUACUCAUAUCAAAAUCCGCAAAUGUGGAGGUGAUGCAGUCCAAUAUUAUAUAAAUAGAAAAGGAUUUUAUUCACUCAAUGUUCAGGUAACUUGUGAUGCACAUCUCCGCAUCCGAGAUAUUGUUGCCAGAUGGAGAGGUAGCACUCAUGAUUCCCGAAUUUUUAAUGAAUCAUCACUCAAAGAGCGUUUUGAGACAGGGUCAUUUAGAGGACGAAUUUUAGGUGACUCUGGAUACAAAUAAGAACAUUAUCUGUUCACUCCCAUUCUAAGGCCUCGGAACCGAAGUGAGGAAAAAUAUAAUGAAGCACAUAUUGCUACAUGA